Candidula unifasciata is the source of this 3819-nucleotide messenger RNA. The record is from the annotation of a GenBank genome assembly. Lineage: Eukaryota; Metazoa; Mollusca; Gastropoda; Stylommatophora; Geomitridae.
AUGUCUGCAACAGCACCUUAUCAGGUAGUUUAUAAAAACCAGCUACAGUUUAAUCUUGGAGUGCCACUGACUGCACAAAACUUGGCCGUUAGGUUCAGUCGACCUUCCCCGAUAUUUGUCGAAAGGGUUGGAGGGCAGCAUGGACUUCCUGCAACAGUUGUUCCGAAGCAGACUUCAGGUAAUAUUCUUCAUUCUUUAAGGAACAGUGGAGACUCAGUAUUUAAUUACUCGUCGUUGUCCCAGGACAAGAUGGAGAUGAUGUCACAGUUGGCAAAAAGAGAUUUACGAAACAGACAUCUUCAGUCACAGAUGUCAAGGAACAGUCCUAGCUCAGGUUCACCAAGUCCAGCAUCUUCCCCAUCUCGCACUCGUCUGCACCAAAAGAACUCACAUGAAAGGUUUUCUAGACCAGAAAUCAUGAAACCACGGAGGCCUCUCACAGCUAAAGAAACAGAUAAGAAUCGUCGGCUGGGUGCAGUCCAGACCCCACCACCCAGGAAACCAGUGGCACAUUUCAGGAGCGAUGACUAUUUCAUGUCUGCUAGAAAUGCAUCAAUCAAUGCGUCUGCAGACUCAGAUGUCUUCUUUCCCACAAAGCCAUUCAGUUCUCAAGGGGAACAUGAACCCAAAGAUGAGAUGGAAAGGUUACAACAAGAAGCAGAAGGUUAUCUUUCACUGAUUGAGCACAUACAGCAGAAAGCUAUCUCUGAACCAGGUCUCAGAUUGACCCGCCCACCCAUGAAAGGAAAUCGAAAAGAUGAAUUUUUGCUUGAGGAGGAGAAUUUGGACCGAGUUCGGAUCCGUGUCGAGGAGCAGAACACAAGAUUAACUCGUAAUUUGUAUAACUUGAAACUGAAGAUGAAACAAGUGCAGCGGGAUGCAGCUCAUCAUGAGUCCUGCAAGUCAGUUCGAAAGAAUCAGAUAUUGUCCCAGCUUGUGACCGUCUACCGAGGAGCAGUCAAAGCUCUUCAGACUUUUGCCCACCAACUGCCUUACCAGGAGCUGAAGGAGGGCCUUCCAUCUCAUUACCAGGAUAUUUCUGCAUUGCUGCGACAGCUGACAACUCUGAAUGCUGCCUUGAAACCAGGGAAGCAGUCUGAUGGAGACCACAGACUGUUGGAAGUUUUGGAUAGAAUUGAUAAUCUGAAUACAAAAUGGAGCAUAGAGCCCAAAAAAGUCUGCUUUCAGACAGACAAGACAAACCAAAAGUCUGUGGUGACCAAGGAGUGGGUUAGUGAUACCAAGGUGGACAAAAAUAUUUUCGUUAUGAAGAAUCAGACAGAGCUGAAAUAUCCAGCUGAGCUUGUUAAGCUGAUUGGCCAACAACACCGGCAGGCAGUGCCACGUGGAAGACCACAGAAACGAAGCUUUGGGAAAGAAAACAGAUUUUUUGGGGCAACUUCUGCAGUGGGAAAAGACCCGGCUGAGCUGAGGUCAGCGGUUGCUUCAUUACUUCAAGCAAAAUCAAAAGCUGCUGGAGCAGACGGCAGGGAGCACUUCACAAAUGGCGGUGUUGCUAGGGAGACACGGAUGGGCAGACAACCCAGCAGACAGGCUCACAUGAAGGGUUAUCUUCUGCCUCAUGAUCUGAUGGUGAAGAGAGAGAAAGCACAGAAAGCUGUGGCACUGUCAAACCAAGACAGAAGAUAUGCCGACUCCACUGUUGCCACCAGUUUGAAAAAAUCUCCCGUCAGGCCAUAUUCCGCUCCAGUUAAUGCCAGCAGACACAAAGGGGUGAACUUUGAACUGGACAGGCAGUCACCGAUGCCAUGGAUACCCCCAGGAAGGUCUGCUCGCUCAAGGUCACUCAGUUCAGAGCCAAAGUCACGGUCAAGGUCACCGUUCUACUUGCGUGAGAUGGAUAUUGAAGAGGCUAGGCAUAUGUUUUCUGACAAGCAUUCAUCAGUGGUGAAGAAAUCAGAUGAGAAUAUUGUGAGCAGUGGCUUCCGUUCCCUCCCCACUGAAAAGAAGCUGAGGUCAGCAGAUGUGUCAAAUUCUUUUAUAGACGAAGUAGAGCAUCGGCUUUUGCGGAGGCUGAUGGGAAAAGUGGCUGCAAGUAAGGAUGGAGCACCAAGAAUUGCAUAUCUAUUUUUACAGCUGUCUCAGAGAAAACAGACAGCUUCUGCAGACACAAGAGGAGAUGAAGAUGUCAGUUCAGAUACAGAUGAGCCUCUGGAUGCAACAGAUCUGGGAGAAGAGAUCAGGCUGGAGGCGGUGUCUGCCGUUGAUGCUCCGACUAUUGAGAAUAUGAAACAGAGACUGGCAGAGAUGCGGCGUGAGCAGCAAGAAAUUCGACAGAGAUGGUCUACACUGAAGUAUACAGAUACAAAACCAAAGUCAAGGAUUUUCGCAUCCAGUGACAUCCAGUCAGACAGAUUUCUGGACCCUCCUGCAGUUGAAGUCACACGAAUGUCUAAAACAGAAAGACCAAACAAUCCAGACAGAUAUAUUAUAAACGAAUGGAGUGAUGAGCCAGUAAUCUUCACCAAGCCUACAGUUGGUUCUAGGGUAAGAUAUCUUCAUACUGUCGACCAUAGAGUGCAGGAUGACCUUCAACCUGAGCCAUCGUUGGUCCAGUUGAAAAAGCCCAGACGACUGGUGACUGUAAAGCAAACAGCCGUGGAGCAGAUUGUUGCCGACAGGGAGAAGUUUGAGAGAUACCUGAAGAAGCGAUCACAUCAUCCAGCGGGGAAGUUUGAUCCAUGGAGACUGGUGGAAGAAAUUUCUGAUGAGAUCCUCUCAGACUGUCUAGCAGACGUAGCAGCAGAAGUAGAAGUCAUUAACGAAGAGAUUGCCAAUCACAUGUACAAGUCAGAGUUCAUGGUGGAUACCAGCGACCCAGAAACAGCGUUGCCCAGAGAGCAGAUGGAGCCACUUGUGAAAGCAGCAGGUGCUGGCGAUGGUUAUAGCCAAGAGAUACUGGUUUCUUCAAAAUUAGAAUCAGUCAAGAAAACGGCAGGAGGUGUAGAUCGUGGAUUUGUUGGAGAGAAGGGCUCUGUUUUAAAUUAUGAGGAUCUGCAGAAAGUUAUUAACAAAGAGGUGGAUGCUAAAGGAAAUUUGAGGAGUGUAAUGAAGGGUCAGGAGAAGAUAUUGCCUCCGAGGAGUUCAUUGAGAAGUCUAGAGAAGAUGUCAACUCCACACAAUUUAGUGAGGGGUUCAGAAGUUUUGCCUCAGAGGAGCUUAUCAAAAAGUCCAGAUAAGAUGUCAUCUCAUAGAAGUUUAUCAGAGAGUCCAGAGAAGGUGUCACCUCAGAGGAGUUUAUCAAAGAGUCCAGAUAAGAUGUCUCAAAGAAGCAUGUCAGAAAGUUCAGAGAAGAUGUUCUCCCAUAGAAGUUUAUCAGAAAGUCCAAAGGUGUUAUCCCAAAGGAGCUUAUCAGAGAGCCCAGAAAAGAUAUCACCUCAGAGAAGUUUAUCAAAGAGUCCGGAAUUGUCACCUCAAAGUAACUGGCCAGUGAGUCCAGAGGUGCCACAGAUAGCAUCCGCCGCUGAGCCUCAGCUAGAGAAUGUGUCUUAUCUUCUCAAUCAAGGCCAGGAUGUUUACAAAGAGAGGGAGGAAAGGGGUGCUGGAGAUAUACAAAGGGAAGAGAUAAGCGGAAAGAAUGUGAAAGUAGAUAGAGGCAAGAAGAACGAUGAUGAGUAUGAAGAUGAUUAUGAGGAAAGCUCCAAGGCAGUGAGUUAUAAGAGUGGUGAUAAGAAAAAUGGGGAAGAAGAAAAUGAUUAUGAUGAGUAUGGAUUCGAUGAUUUUGAAGAUGUCAGUGAUGAAGAGUUGAAAGAUGUCAAGUAUGAUGAGUCAGAAGAUGUAAGUAAUGAUGAUUUCUAA